AUGAAGGAUUCUGGUGGGCUCACGCCGGGCAACUCCACGGAGGAGAAAGUCAUUACGGGUGCAGAGAGUCUGCGAAAGCCGCCUACAUACGGACAAAAAGAAAACCUUGAAGGAAUCAACCAGCUAUACUGGGCCGGGAAAUUCAAGUCCUUUGGCAUCUCGAACUUUCCCGCAGAUAAAGUGGAAACUGUCAUUCAGCUAGCAAAGCAGAAGAGAUUCGUCUACCCAGAGUCUACGAAGGAAACUACAAUCCUCUCUCCCGGAAGCAGGAGGUAG
Penicillium cosmopolitanum is the source of this 276-nucleotide messenger RNA. RefSeq lists its product as uncharacterized. Bases 1 to 276 code for a protein of 91 amino acids. NCBI's taxonomy places the organism in Eukaryota, Fungi, Ascomycota, Eurotiomycetes, Eurotiales, Aspergillaceae. The record is from RefSeq and is a predicted model, not a curated record. The transcript is spliced from 2 exons.